Molecule: messenger RNA, 732 nt
Organism: Closterium sp. NIES-65
Lineage: Eukaryota; Viridiplantae; Streptophyta; Zygnematophyceae; Desmidiales; Closteriaceae
Source: the annotation of a GenBank genome assembly
AUGCCCGGGUCGGGCGGGAAACACCGCCUCGGGGAACUGCUGACGCCAAGCGUCCAUCAGGCGGCCAAAGCAGCACUGGGUGGGGUGGGCACCCCCACACUGCUCACCCGCGCGAUCGCCGGAACGAAGGACGUAGGUGCACGGACCAGAACCCCCACCCCUCUAACGCUGCGUUUACCACUCACGGAGCUGCUGGGGCGGGGAGAUGUCCCACGAACGCUGUUGCUGCUGCUGCUGCUGGCGCUGACCAACACCAGAGCCGCUCCGCUGCUGGGCACCACCCCUACCGGCUCCACCUCCUCCGCCACCGCCGCCUCCACCUCCGCCACCACCGCCUCCUCCGCUCCCACCGCCGCCGCCGCCACCACCUCCGCUGCUGCCACCACCACCACCACCGCCUCCGCCACUACUCCCACCGCCACCCCCACUCCCUCCGCCGCCUCCACCUCCACCUCCACCGCCCCCUCCUACUCCACCCGCGCCCUUGCCCCCCUUGCCCUUGCCAGGGCGGCGCCUCCCGCUAGGGGCAGACGCCGCGCCGACCGACUCAAGACCAAGCAGGUCGGCAGAAGCAGCAGAGGCAACAGAGGGCAUCAGGGGGGAAGGAGAACUCCCCUCAAAGAUGGGGGUGCGAGGGUCACCACGAGAGGCUCCUAUAGCAACGAUGCUCUUCUCUGUUGCCAGGAGGGCCUUCUUGAGGAGGUUGACAGUGAGAGUGGUGGGACAGACUGA